Messenger RNA from Salvelinus fontinalis (brook trout), 5122 nucleotides. RefSeq names its product zinc finger and SCAN domain-containing protein 2-like. Gene Ontology annotation, biological process: regulation of transcription by RNA polymerase II. The record is from RefSeq and is a predicted model, not a curated record. Gene Ontology annotation, cellular component: nucleus. Gene Ontology annotation, molecular function: RNA polymerase II cis-regulatory region sequence-specific DNA binding; DNA-binding transcription activator activity, RNA polymerase II-specific. The transcript is spliced from 3 exons. The coding region runs from base 289 to 1665 and encodes 458 amino acids. Lineage: Eukaryota; Metazoa; Chordata; Actinopteri; Salmoniformes; Salmonidae.
GUUUUGUCCUUUCGUAGAAUCUGUUUCCUGUUUAUUAUUUUCAUGGAAAGUCGUCUAUCACACCACGUAUGUAGUAAUUAUCAUAGUACAUGUCUACGAUUCCAGCGUGAGUGACGUAAGGCGGAAGCUGAAAGAAUCAAAUGGUUAACGUCAGCAAAGCUGUCAAACUGUGUUCUAGAGAUAUCGCCCUCUUCCCCGAGCAAACUGGCUACAUAGGGCUCUAAAAAGGAGCUAUCAGUGAGCUAACUCUGUAUAUUGUGCUACGUUGAACCAAAACCCAUAGUCACCAUGGAUACUCUCUACACUUAUAGAUUACUACCACCCACGUAUACCAACACGAAGGACCCUGAAUACAGUUAUAGACUAGUGAAGCUCGAACUUGUAGACUGCUGGCAAACUCCAGACCUGAACAUCAUCAUCAAACAAGAAGAGGAGGAGGAAGAGGAUAGCUUUCUACAUGUUAAAGAAGAGGAGGAGGAAGAGAAUAUCUCUGUACAUGUUAAAGAGGAGGAGGAGGAAGAGGAUAUCUCUGUACAAGUUAAAGAAGAAGAUCAUGCUUUCAUGGUCAAAGUAGAGGAGGAGGAGAAGGACAAAGCUCUUGUAGUUGAAGAAGAAGAAGAAGAAGAGGAGGAGGGUGGUUUUGCAGUCAAAGAAGAAGAAGAGGAAGAAGCUAUAGGAGUUUUUAUUUUUUCUGACGGAAACUGCAACCAGUGGCCUGUCAGUGGGAAGAGUCCCUCCGUAUCAGAAGAACCUCAACAACAACCAAAACAAAAACACACUCGACCAAAGAAACAGCAAAAACAGACCCAGGAACGCCACCACUCCCCUCUGUACUGCCCCGACUGUGGGGUGACCUUUGUCAGCCCUGGGAUACUGAACGCGCACCGCAGAAUCCACCAGCCCAGAAUAAUCCACACCACCACCACUACCACUACCGGUGAGCCGUCUCACUACUGCCACGACUGCGGCAAGACCUUCGACACCGCCCGCUACCUCAACAAGCACCGCUUGGUUCACACAGCAGAGAGGACGCACCACUGCUCUCAGUGUGACCGGAGCUUCCUGAGACUCCAGCAUCUCAAAGAACACCAGAGAACCCACAGCGGAGAGAAGCCUCACUACUGCUCCGUGUGUGGGAAGGGCUUCACCAAGGUCCGACUGCUCCGGACACACCAACGGCUGCACGCCGUGGAGGGGGCUGACGUCGUCGGGGACGGGACGGGGAGGAAGGAGGGUAGUGGGGUGGUGAUGUCAGCGAUGGGACGGAAGAGAGCUCUGAGAGUUCUGGCCGGAGUGGACUACUACUACUGCUCUGAGUGUGGGAAGAGCUUCUCCAGUGCGGCCUAUCUUAAGGUGCAUCAGAAGGCUCACACAGGAGACAAACCAUAUCAGUGUGCUCACUGUAAGAAGUCAUUCGGCACGUCAUGGGGUUUAAAGGUUCACCGGCAGAAUCGCUCUGGAGAGAAGCCCCACCAGUGCGCCGACUGUGGGAAGAGGUUCUCGGACCUGCGCAGCCACAAAGCCCACCAGAGCACCCACACUGGAGAGAAACCAUACACAUGCCCUGUCUGUGGAAAAGGCUUUGCCUGGCAAAAGAGCCUACAGAAACACCAGGCCACACACAGCAGCAGUGGUGGUGGAAUCAUAGAAGUAUAUAUAGAAUAAUGUAUGAUAUCCUGGAGGGUUUCACUCCAACCUCAAUCUAGCAGGUUAUUUACAACUACGGGACAGGAGGGUAGCUCUCCAGGAACAGGGUUGGGUUAUAGGAGGGUAGCUCUCCAGGAACAGGGUUGGGUUAUAGGAGGGUAGCUCUCCAGGAACAGAGUUGGGUUACAGGAGGGUAGCUCUCCAGGAACAGGGUUGGGUUAUAGGAGGGUAGCGCUCCAGGAACAGGGUUGGGUUAUAGGAGGGUAGCUCUCCAGGAACAGGGUUGGGUUACAGGAGGGUAGCUCUCCAGGAACAGGGUUGGGUUACAGGAGGGUAGCUCUCCAGGAACAGGGUUGGGUUAUAGGAGGGUGGCUCUCCAGGAACAGGGUUGGGUUAUAGGAGGGUAGCUCUCCAGGAACAGAGUUGGGUUACAGGAGGGUAGCUCUCCAGGAACAGGGUUGGGUUACAGGAGGGUGGCGCUCCAGGAACAGGGUUGGGUUAUAGGAGGGUAGCUCUCCAGGAACAGGGUUGGGUUAUAGGAGGGUAGCUCUCCAGGAACAGAGUUGGGUUACAGGAGGGUGGCGCUCCAGGAACAGGGUUGGGUUAUAGGAGGGUAGCUCUCCAGGAACAGGGUUGGGUUAUAGGAGGGUAGCUCUCCAGGAACAGAGUUGGGUUACAGGAGGGUGGCGCUCCAGGAACAGGGUUGGGUUAUAGGAGGGUAGCUCUCCAGGAACAGGGUUGGGUUAUAGGAGGGUAGCUCUCCAGGAACAGAGUUGGGUUACAGGAGGGUGGCGCUCCAGGAACAGGGUUGGGUUAUAGGAGGGUAGCUCUCCAGGAACAGGGUUGGGUUAUAGGAGGGUGGCGCUCCAGGAACAGGGUUGGGUUAUAGGAGGGUAGCUCUCCAGGAACAGAGUUGGGUUACAGGAGGGUGGCGCUCCAGGAACAGGGUUGGGUUAUAGGAGGGUAGCUCUCCAGGAACAGGGUUGGGUUAUAGGAGGGUAGCUCUCCAGGAACAGAGUUGGGUUACAGGAGGGUGGCAAUCCAGGAACAGGGUUGGGUUAUAGGAGGGUAGCUCUCCAGGAACAGAGUUGGGUUACAGGAGGGUGGCGCUCCAGGAACAGGGUUGGGUUAUAGGAGGGUAGCUCUCCAGGAAUAGGGUUGGGUUAUAGGAGGGUAGCGCUCCAGGAACAGAGUUGGGUUACAGGAGGGUGGCGCUCCAGGAACAGGGUUGGGUUAUAGGAGGGUAGCUCUCCAGGAACAGAGUUGGGUUACAGGAGGGUAGCUCUCCAGGAACAGGGUUGGGUUAUAGGAGGGUAGCUCUCCAGGAACAGAUUUGGGUUUAUAGCAGGGUAGCGCUCCAGGAACAGGGUUGGGUUAUAGGAGGGUAGCUCUCCAGGAACAGGGUUGGGUUAUAGGAGGGUAGCUCUCCAGGAACAGAGUUGGGUUACAGGAGGGUGGCGCUCCAGGAACAGGGUUGGGUUAUAGGAGGGUAGCUCUUCAGGAACAGGGUUGGGUUAUAGGAGGGUAGCUCUUCAGGAACAGGGUUGGGUUAUAGGAGGGUAGCUCUCCAGGAACAGGGUUGGGUUAUAGGAGGAUAGCUCUCCAGGUUAAUCAAGUCACAUCACCUGGAUUUUAACUUUUAUUUUAAGCCUUUCCAGAAAUGAGAAUUAGAUUCAAAAUUUACAUUUACAUUUAAGUCAUUUAGCAGACGCUCUUAUCCAGAAAAUGAAAGCAAUGGUCUCAGUGUGGUGCCGGAGAACGGGGCUGGACCAGCUGACAUAAAAAGAUGGGGCUGGACCAGCUGACAUUAAAAGAUGGGGCUGGACCAGCUGACAUAAAAAGAUGGGGCUGGACCAGCUGACAUUAAAAGAUGGGGCUGGACCAGCUGACAUAAAAAGACGGGGCUGGACCAGCUGACAUUAAAAGAUGGGGCUGGACCAGCUGACAUUAAAAGAUGGGGCUGGACCAGCUGACAUAAAAAGAUGGGGCUGGACCAGCUGACAUUAAAAGAUGGGGCUGGACCAGCUGACAUAAAAAGAUGGGGCUGGACCAGCUGACAUAAAAAGAUGGGGCUGGACCAGCUGACAUAAAAAGAUGGGGCUGGACCAGCUGACAUAAAAAGAUGGGGCUGGACCAGCUGACAUUAAAAGAUGGGACUGACCAGCUGACAUAAAAAGAUGGGGCUGGACCAGCUGACAUUAAAAGAUGGGGCUGACCAGCUGACAUAAAAAGAUGGGGCUGGACCAGCUGACAUUAAAAGAUGGGGCUGGACCAGCUGACAUUAAAAGAUGGGGCUGGACCAGCUGACAUUAAAAGAUGGGGCUGGACCAGCUGACAUAAAAAGAUGGGGCUGGACCAGCUGACAUUAAAAGAUGGGGCUGGACCAGCUGACAUUAAAAGAUGGGACUGGACCAGCUGACAUUAAAAGAUGGGGCUGGACCAGCUGACAUUAAAAGAUGGGGCUGGACCAGCUGACAUUAAAAGAUGGGACUGGACCAGCUGACAUUAAAAGAUGGGGCUGGACCAGCUGACAUAAAAAGAUGGGGCUGGACCAGCUGACAUUAAAAGAUGGGGCUGGACCAGCUGACAUAAAAAGAUGGGGCUGGACCAGCUGACAUUAAAAGAUGGGGCUGACCAGCUGACAUAAAAAGAUGGGGUUGGACCAGCUGACAUUAAAAGAUGGGGCUGGACCAGCUGACAUUAAAAGAUGGGGCUGGACCAGCUGACAUAAAAGAUGGGGCUGGACCAGCUGACAUAAAAGAUGGGGCUGGACCAGCUGACAUAAAAGAUGGGGCUGGACCAGCUGACAUAAAAAAGAUGGGGCUGGACCAGCUGACAUUAAAAGAUGGGGCUGGACCAGCUGACAUAAAAAAGAUGGGGCUGGACCAGCUGACAUAAAAGAUGGGGCUGGACCAGCUGACAUAAAAGAUGGGGCUGGACCAGCUGACAUUAAAAGAUGGGGCUGGACCAGCUGACAUAAAAAGAUGGGGCUGGACCAGCUGACAUAAAAAGAAAAGGGGACAGUUUGAUUAAAAGCUUUAAAUAAAAGUAAAAAUUCAGGUCAAAACACAGGGCCCUAAUUAUAGAAACACCGGAUGGUAAUGCUCUGUCUUGGAUGAGGUAAUGCUGAUGUGUCAGGACUGUUUUAAUUAACACAGCGGAUGGUAAUGCUCUCUCUUGGAUGAGGUAAUGCUGUUGUGUCAGAAGGACUGUUUUAAUUACAUCAAAAUGUCACAUGAGUAUGUGACUUGUAAUUUAUAUAUUUUAGAUGUUUAUAUUCAUACACAAAUGUAGUUUGUAAGCCUAGUUUUUGUUCUCUCAACGUGUUCUUUGGAUGGAUUGUGCAACAGGUGAUGGCUAUCUUUUCUUUCCCCGACAGCAAAAUGUUCUCACUAUAACAUGAAGUGUUUGGAGUAAUGUUUGGAUCUGAAAUGAAUGGAUGAUGAAAAUAGACAUGGUCAGUUGUUGCACUCCG